GGAAGGAGGGAGGGGAGGGGCGGCGCGGGGGUGCCGGCCGUGGCGGCGGCUCCGUGGGCUGCUCCUCGCGAGAGCGGGCGAGGUUUCCGGUGUUGUGACUGCGGGGCCGUAAACAUGGCGGUGAGUCUCCGCGCCCGCUCGUUGAGGCACCUCCGCAUCCGAGGUCGGAACGACAGCGGCGAGGAGAACGUCUCCCUCGAUCUCAGCCGAGAACCGUCGGAUAAUAUGAGAGAGAUUCUCCAAAAUGUAGCCAAAUUACAAGGCGUCUCAAAUAUGAGGAAACUGGGUCACUUGAAUAAUUUUACUAAGCUACUUUGUAAUAUUGGCCAUGCUGAAGAAAAGCUAGGGUUUACGUAUGACAGCAUCAUAAUAUGUCUGAGGUUAGCUUUACUGAAUGAAGCAAAAGAGGUGCGAGCAGCAGGAUUGCGAGCUCUUCGCUAUCUAAUUCGAGACUCCAGUAUUCUGCAGAAGGUCCUGAAGUUGAAAGUGGAUUACUUGAUAGCCAGGUGCAUUGACAUACAGCAGAGUAAUGAAGUUGAAAGAACACAAGCACUUCGAUUAGUCAGAAAGAUGAUCACUGUGAAUGCAUCAUUGUUCCCCAGUUCUAUUACUAAUUCUUUGAUAGCAGUUGGAAAUGAUGGUCUUCAAGAAAGAGACAGAAUGGUUCGAGCAUGUAUAGCCAUUAUCUGUGAACUAGCGCUUCAGAAUCCAGAGGUGGUGGCUCUUCGGGGUGGUUUAAGUACCAUCUUGAAAAAUGUGAUUGAUUGUCAGCUGAGCAGAAUAAAUGAGGCUCUCAUAACUACAGUUUUGCACCUCAUUAAUCAUCCAAAGACCCGACAGUAUGUGCGAGCAGAUGUAGAAUUAGAGCGAAUUUUAGCUCCUUACACAGAUUUUCACUACAGGCAUAAUCCAGAUACGGCAGAAGGACAACUCAAGGAGGACAGAGAAGCACGUUUCCUAGCUAGUAAAAUGGGAAUAGUGGCAGCAUUUCGAUCAUGGGCAGGUAUUAUCAGCCUGUGCAAACCUGGAAAUUCGGGGAUUCAGUCUCUUAUCGGGGUACUCUGUAUACCAAAUAUGGAAAUACGGCGAGGUCUGCUUGAAGUUCUAUAUGAUAUAUUUCGCCUUCCUCUCCCAGUUAAUGCAGAAGAAUUUAUUGAGGCACUUCUCAGUGUAGAUCCAAGCAGGUUUCAAGACUGUUGGAGACUUUCUGAUGGCUUUGUAGCUGCUGAAGCUAAAACUGUAUUACCCCAUCGAGCCAGGUCAAGGCCUGAUCUCAUGGAUAAUUAUUUGGCUUUAGUGCUUUCAGCUUUUAUUACCAAUGGACUUCUAGAGGGUCUGGUUGAAGUGAUCACAAGUAGUGAUGACCAUGUGUCUGUUAGAGCAACUAUCCUUUUAGGAGAACUUUUGCACAUGGCAAACACAAUUCUUCCUCAUUCUCACAGCCAUCACCUGCACUGCUUACCAACACUAAUGAACAUGGCAGCAUCUUUUGACAUCAUGAAAGAGAAAAGACUACGAGCAAGUGCCGCACUCAACUGCUUGAAACGUUUUCAUGAGAUGAAGAAAAGAGGACCUAAACCUUACAGCCUCCAUUUAGAUCACAUUAUUCAGAAAGCGAUCUCAACACACCAAAAAAGGGAUCAGUACCGUGUGCAGAAAGACAUCUUUAUUCUAAAGGAUACAGAAGAAGCACUUGUAAUGAAUCUUCGAGACAGCCAGGUUCUCAAUCAUAAAGAGAAUCUUGACUGGAAUUGGAAUUUAAUAGGUACCAUACUGAAGUGGCCAAAUGUAAAUCUAAGGAACUAUAAAGAUGAACAAUUGCACAGGUUUGUAAGGAGAUUGCUGUAUUUUUACAAGCCUAGCAGUAAACUGUAUGCCAACCUGGAUCUGGAGUAUGCCAAGGCUAAGCAGCUCACUGUGGUGGGUUGUCAGUUUACUGAAUUUCUUCUUGAAUCAGAAGAGGAUGGACAAGGUUACCUGGAGGACUUGGUUAAAGAUAUUGUACAUUGGCUUAACUCUUCAUCAGGAAUGAAACCUGAGCGUAGUCUUCAAAAUAAUGGGUUGCUGAAUACUCUUAGCCAGCACUACUUCCUAUUUUUUGGUACUCUCUCUUGUCACCCUUAUGGAGUGAAAAUGCUAGAAAAAUGCAAUGUAUUUCAGUGUCUUCUUAAUCUUUGUUCUUUGAAGAACCAGGAUCACUUGUUAAAAUUGACUGUUUCUAGUUUGGAUUACAGCAGAGAUGGGUUAGCAAGAGUCAUCCUUUCUAAAAUCCUGACCGCAGCUACUGAUAGCUGCAGGUUGUAUGCCACAAAACACUUACGAGUGUUACUGAGAGCAAAUGUAGAGUUCUUCAGCAACUGGGGGAUUGAGUUACUGGUGACCCAGUUACAUGAUAAAAAUAAAACUAUUUCUUCUGAGGCACUUGAUAUUCUAGAUGAGGCAUGUGAAGACAAGGCCAAUCUUCAUGCCCUUAUCCAAAUGAAACCAGCUCUUUCUCAUCUUGGAGACAAGGGUUUGCUUCUACUUCUAAGAUUUCUGUCCAUCCCAAAGGGGUUUUCAUACCUAAAUGAAAGAGGUUAUGUAACAAAACAGAUGGAAAAGUGGCAAAAGGAAUAUAACUUAAAGUAUGUUGAAUUGAUUGAAGAACAACUAAAUGAAGCACUUACAACAUACCGGAAACCUGUUGAUGGUGAUAACUAUGUUCGUCGGAGCAACCAAAGAUUACAGCGACCACACGUCUACCUGCCAGUUCACCUUUAUGGCCAACUGGUGCACCAUAAAACAGGCUGCCAUUUGUUGGAGUCUCAGAGUAUUGUUACAGACCUAAGUUACACUGUUCGUUCCCCAAUGCUGGAUAAGUGGGAAGGAAUUAAGCAGCUGAAAGCAGCCCUUUGGGCCUUGGGCAAUAUUGGAUCAUCAAAUUGGGGUCUUAACUUGCUUCAAGAGGAGAAUGUAAUUCCUGAUAUAAUGGCACUUGCCCAACAUUGUGAAGUUCUCUCUGUUAGAGGAACCUGUGUCUACGUGCUUGGUCUAAUAGCCAAAACUAAACAAGGAUGUGACAUUUUGAAGCAUCACAACUGGGAUGCAGUGAGACACAGUCGUAGACAGCCUUGGCCAGUGGUCCCUGAUGAUAUGGAGCAGCUCUGCAAUGAACUUUCUUCUAUACCCAGCACUCUUAGCUUGAACUCUGAGUCCACCAGUUCUAGGCACAACAGUGAAAGCGAAUCUGCCCCUUCAAGUAUGUUCAUCAUGGAGGAUGACCGUUUUGGUAGUACUUCCACUAGCACAUUCUUCCUAGAUAUUACUGAAGAUGCAGAACAAAUAUUUUAUGACAGACCUGGACCUUCAAAAGACAAAGACCGUAGUCCCUUUCCUUUUUUUUCUUCUAGUAGACUUGUGAAAAACCGCAUUCUAAACUCUCUUACUCUUCCUAAUAAAAAACACAGAAGUAGCAGUGAUCCAAAAGCAGGAAAGCUGGCAUCAUCUGACAGUAAAUCAGUCCUGAGGCGAAAUCGUACAGUAACAGAACCUUCUGGUAGCAUAGACUUUCCUGCUGGGGAAGAAUUAAACCCUGUUUUCAGAGUUCCUAAAAUCCAGACUUUACGAUUAGAAACUUCUUUUGUUGGAAGUAAGCACAUGGAAGAUACUGAUAGUACCCCAAGUAUUGGAGAAAAUGAUCUGAAGCUGCCAAAAGGUCUUGGAAAUGAAAUUCACCGGGAAAACACAAGCAGAGAAAAGCUAAUAGGAGAUGGUACUACACAAACACAUUUCAAGAGUCGUAGCUUAAGUUUUAAUACAGAUACCACAACAAGUGGCAUAAGCUCAAUGAGCUCUAGCCCUUCAAGAGAGACCGUAGGUGUGGACACUACAAAUGUAGAUACUGACUGUGGAAGUUUGAGUACUGUGGUAAGCACAAAAACAGUUAAACCAAGUCUCUGUUCAACACCACAGUCUAACCACCUGCCUAUCUCAAAGUCCAACUCUGUAUCUCUGGUACCACCAGGCUCUUCUCAUACACUUCCUCGAAGAGCCCAGUCUCUUAAAGCUCCUUCUCUUGCUACAAUAAAAAGUCUUGCUGACUAUAACUUUAGCUACACAAGUUCUCGAGAUGCCUUUGGCUAUGCUACACUAAAACGCUUACAACAGCAGCGGAUGCAUCCUUCACUGUCUCACUCGGAAGCCCUGGCAUCUCCAGCAAAGGACGUGCUGUUUACUGACACUAUUACCAUGAAGUCUGGCAGCCUGGAUUCUCGGCUAACCCCAAGCCGGUUCAUGAAAGCUUUAAGUUAUGCUUCAUUAGAUAAAGAAGAUCUGUUAAGUCCUAUUAACCAAAACACACUUCAGCGUUCCUCUUCUGUUCGCUCGAUGGUUUCUAAUGCUACAUAUGGUAGCUCUGAUGAUUACAUUGGCCUUGCUCUCCCAGUGGAUAUCAAUGAAAUAUUUCAGGUAAAAGAAACUCCAUAUUUCCAGAAGAAAACCACACCUCCAUUUGAUGACCAUGGUGCUAAAGUCUUUGCACCUGAUACAGGAGGUCUUCCGUCAGGUACAAGUGAUGUUGUCAAAAGCCCUUUUCAGAUGCUCCGACAGCAAAUCAGUCUCACAGAAAUAAUGAAUACCAGCCGUUCAGAUGCCUCCCAGUUUUUAGAAAGUACAGAGGAUACAGGGCUGCAGGAGCACACAGAUGAGAACUGCCUUUACUGUGUCUGUGUUCAAAUACUGGGUUAUCAGCCUAGCAGUAAAGUGAACUCUUCAUAUGGUCGUACAGAUUUUUCAGACAUUCCAUAUACUGACUGGUGUGGGCAGACCAUACACAAUCACUUAGAUGUGCAUUCCUCCAAAUUUUCUGGAAUUUCAGGCUGUAGUGAUGCAGUAUCGCAUGGUUCAGCUAGCAGCACCAAGAGUACAGAACUUAUGCUAGGAGUAAAAUCAAUCCCAGAUGAUACACCAGUGUGCAGAAUACUUCUGCGGAAGGAAGUCUUACGUUUAGUCAUCAAUUUGAGUAGUUCAGUAGGAACUAAGGGCCAUGAAACUGGACUGCUGACAAUAAAGGAGAAGUAUCCCCAAGCAUUUGAUGACAUAUGCCUUUACUCUGAGGUGUCCUACUUGUUAGCACAUUGUACAUUUCGACUUCCAUCUAGAAGAUUCAUUCAGGAACUAUUUCAAGAUGUGCAGUUCUUACAAAUGCACGAAGAAGCAGAGGCUAUUUUAGCAACACCAACAAAGCCUCCAGUGAUCGAUACAUCAACUGAAUCCUGACCUCUGUCUCAUGCAGUGCAUUGCAUAUAGACUUUCUGAAAUCCUCAGACAACCUCUGACUGACUGGAUAAAAAGCUUGGAGUAUCAUCUGCUAGACCGUUCCAGAAGCUACUGGUACCUGAAGACUGAACUGAAAACUCUUCCUCAACCAAUUACUGUCCCAGUCUUUUGAGCCCUUUGGGGAUUUAUUAAACAUUACCAUAGUUUUAAUAAUAGUAAUUAUCAGUAUAUGCAAGAGCCAAGCACUGAACACCUCCACAAGUUUUCAUUUCAUUGGAAAAAACAAACAAACAAAUAAGACAACAUGCAGAGACAUCUUUUUUUGAUUGACUUUCGAUUUUGUUCCAGAGAAGUAGAAUGAUGCCUUGCUUUUUAAACGCUGGAUACCAGGAAUCAGAGAGAGAUAUGAGGGUGCAUUCCGUUGCCAGCAAUGGGGAUCUGUGCUGUAAUCUUGGAGACUAGGGGAUUAAUGUUAGUGUUAGCCUUUCUCUGUUUGUUUUUGUACUGUUUAUAACACUACUUGGAGGUUUGUAACUUCAGACAGAAAGAAAAGCCUCUGUGACUCUGAGGUUUCCUUUAAGUUAUUUUAAUAUUGCUGUAGUUGUAAGUCAUUUUAUUAGCAGUCUCUCCAAUUUCAUUACAUUUACAUACAUGUAUCUUAUCUGAACCAGUUAAGGACUUUCACUACAGUUUGAUUUUUAAAAAUAACAAAUCAUUUAAACUUAAAAUGCUGAAAUCAGAUUGUUCUCCCUGAAUGAUAUGCAUGUGUUUGCAGUUUCUACAUUCAUGCUCAUAUAGUACGAAUGUUGGUCUUAUUCUUAACCAAAAUCCUUUAAAAAGCAUGAUUUGUAUCAGAUAAAUGAAUAUUGUAUAAACUAAACUUGAAGACAUUUAAUCAUUGCUGCUUUUGUGAGAAGACAUAAUAUGAGUGUUUUCAAAGUUCUGUGGAAACAGCCUUUUAUAAAAACAAAGGUUUAUUUGGAUUUUCAAUAGAUGAGUGAUCAAGCAUCAGAUAGUACUAAUAAUUGUAGUGAAAAGCCUUAAGUACCAAAUUUUGGAGCAGCAGUACUUAUAAUUUUAUACUGGUAUUUAGGACUUGUUGCAAAAGUUAAAUGAGAUAGUGACUGUUGAUGACUGAAAUAGUUGCCUCUAUUAUGUUGCUGGUGAGGUUUCUAAAUUAAUGGGUGCAAGCUUAAAAAAAAAAAAAAAAAGUAGAAAUCCCUGUCACUUUUACACUUUUAUCAUGGAUCUAGAGAUUCAGAAGCCUUUAUACAAAGGUUAAUAUAAAUAUAUGCAAAUGUGUAUAUACAGUAGCAUGGCCACCUUUGUUAGAAUGCCUGUAAUAGAAGGGAUUACCCUUUGAUUUUGAUAUAGGAAUAACUCAGCUGGACUGUACUAAGUAGAACGUAUUUUUUCCAUUCACUUUUACCAUUUUUUAUAAUUGUCAGAUUAAUACUUAAGUGAAGAUAAGUGAAAUUUAUCCUGAUGCUCACAACUCUGUUCUUCCUAGCUAUGCUACUGGAGAUUUCAAUAGGUAGUCCUGUGAACAGUAAAACAAGACACAUAAGCACUGCUUUGCAGCUAUCACUUCACCGAGUUUUCAUGUGCACUGCAUACUGUCACGUUCUGGUAAAGCAGAUUGUAAAUUGCUGCUCACAGUCAAAUUUAGUUCCUAAGAUUACCUUUUCAUGAGUUCCCACUGAAAGAAGGAGCAAAAAGAAACUGAUUCAGCUUUUCUAUGGCCAGUGACACAAAUAAUACAUCUAUGUGUCAAGGCAUGUUUGAAAUGCUCUGAAAAUAGCCGGUAACUAUUGGACUUCUGCUCAUAUGAAAUAAAUGCUUCUGUAAAACCAAAAUGUCAAUCACAGUAGACCAAAUAGUGGUAUAAACUCCAAAGGAAAUAAUGUAGUUUUCCCAAAAAUGGGGCUAGCGUAUCUUAUACCGUAGUUUCAAACACUACCUCAGUUAGGCUAGAGUAUAAGAGAUUUGUUUUAAUAACUAGAUGGGGUUACAUUGAACAACUCCAUGUUAUUUUUCUGCAAUUAAAGCAAAAUAAACAAGUUUUAUCACCUACAUUUAAAAAAAAAAAAAAAAAAACAACAAAAAGAAAAACAAAACAAAAACCUUUGUUCAUUUGUUACCAGUUUAACUUGGAGCACUUAACAUAGGAAGUGCUAUACAAAGGCCUCUGAUUAUAAAAAGGUAAGCAAAAGCAGUGUUAAUAUGCUUUUUGAAAGAAUCUCCAUCCUGAAAUGCUUACAUGUUCUGAAGUAUUCACUUGUGUGGGGAUCUAUGACAACAGAAACUUGAUGUAAAAAUUAUGGCUGCAGAUUCAGUUGUAAAACAUGAUUUAUUUUUUCCCUGAAAAUGUACAAGUGUCAGUAGAUUUCAACAAGUACACAUCAAGGAUGUAAAGUCUGUACUGUACGUAACAUACAACAUUUCUAGAAUGAAUUUACGUAUUUACAUUAAGCUCAUUAAUGUUUCAUUUUAAUUGGCAAAUGAAGGGAUGCUAUAAUUGAAGGAAUUUGAUAUUGGCCUAGUUAUAAACUGUGAAUUUCCAAUUCUAUAGAUUUUUCUUUUUGAAUAUCCCUUUCAAAGUUGUUAGCUUGGGGUUUAUUUGCUUCAUGAUAAAACUUAAGACAAUGGUAGUAAAUAACAGUUGUGCUUAUAUUAACCCUGAUUAAGAAUCCUUCCACUUCUCCUGAAAAGGUUUGCAAGGGAAGCUGACAGACCACCUGCUUUGUGGUUUUUCCAAUGCAAACAAUUGCUGAUGUAAAUGCUUGAAUAAAUGGUAAAGUAUAUAACCUUCACUCGUAUUAUAUACAAAUGCAGUUUGGUUGCUGUGGCAGAGGAAACUCCCAAAUGAUUCAUUAUGCUAGCACAAAAUACUCAGCUCUGAGGUGAAAGCCUUUGUGGGAAGGAGAGGCCAGCCCUUCUACAUUAGGGGGCUAGUUUUCGUAAGUCUGCUUUUACAGUCAGUGCAAGGAGAGCCCUUUCAAAGGCCAGACAGCUAACUAAAGGUGUCCUAGUUACUUCCCCAAGGGUCUGUUUCUCUCCAUGAGUGGGGAGGAGGAUGGAGCUGGGUUCUGCGAGUGUCCUUUUGGAGAGAGACUUUUUCAGCUGUCUGAUAUUCGGAGAUGCUGAGAGCUCCCAGCUCUUGUGGGCAUCACUUGGAGCUGGAGGAGAGUAGGUGCCCAACUUGCAUGUUGGGCCCCUGGUAUGUUAUGCUUUUAACAGUUGCUUUUCCUCAUUUGGGUGUUCUUCUUUGACCUGACAUAGGUACCCUAAAUGUGCUCUUGUUUGUUCACAAGACACAAUGAAGUGCUAAAGCAUUCGGUACUUUAGAGCAUAGUGGAUUGGCACACUGAGGUGAUCUGCCCUUAUAAGCAUUUAAAAGCAGCAGUGAGAAUCCUGCUUGUCUUUUUGUCAUUUUAUUUUGAAACGUAUGUAGUGGUCUUGAAGGAGAGUUGUGAUUUGCAAUGAAACUAAAAGAACCUGUAGCACCUUUACUAUGUGCCUGAAGAGAAAGGUAGCUAUUCAAGAAAUAGGCCAUAAUCAAAGCUUAGUGAGAGAUGAAGUGAGCUGUUGCUCCUUCUUAUGCUGUGUCCCGGAGUUGGUAUUUGGCUUUUUGGACUGCAGAAAGCUGGUUGUUACCUUUUAAGUGUGAGCUCAAGCUGGACACUCGCAGUGGAAGAAUUCUUGCCAGGCUUGGGAGCAUCCCCGAGGUCUCUGCUUGCCCCCCGGCAGGGCUGCACACAAGUCCUGUUACUCAGAGUUUCACUGGAGCCAGCUGAAAGCAGGUCCCGUAACUUCUUUUUUAAGUUACACUUCUACUACCAUGUGCUUAUUAAGGGUAUACUGGGCGAGAGUAAACUCUGAGAACUAUAAAAAGACCUUUGGGAAAAUGCUAGAAAACACACUUGUAUUUUGCUAGAAGCCUCCUACAUCUCCUUGGAUUUUGUUUAACUCCCAGUUCUGGUUCCCUGGAUAGUUCUGUUUUCAACAGAUUUCUAUGUUCAGUAAAGAAUGUGGGUACUCUUUGGACUAUUUUUGUAACGUAAAUAGACAGCAAUGCCACAGCAUGCAGAAAUUGCACAUUUUGCUUGAGUUGCUUUGUAAAAUACACUAUUUUAUUUGAGAAAUGUAAUUUAUGCCAAAAAGUGUAAGAUACCAUUUUGCCACUGAAUAGGGUGUUCCAGCACAAGAUGCAAUGUCUAAGGGGGGAAAAGGCAGACACUUCGUAGAUUUAAUUGAAAAAUUGUUCCAGUAUUGGGCUGUCAGCAUCCCUAAAACUGCAUUACAAGAGUGUCUAAAUUAAUCCUUCUGAGGAAAAAGGGGAUCAAGGAAAAUCUCAAGACUUUAUUCUCCCUGCCCCGUGUGGUCUUUUCUUAUUUAGUAAUACGCUGCUACAUAUUUGGGGGUUCUAGUGUUUGUAGGUCACUGAACAGACAUUGAAAUCUGAUUUAUAUUGUAUACCUGUAACAUAGAAAGAAAAAGUAUUUAUAUAUUUUCCGUAAGAAUAUUGCAUUGAGCUGUGUAUAAUUUAAACAGAGGCUUGUCCCAAAUGGUAUUGCCCACCCUGAUUUUUUUUUUUUCUGGUUUGGGUUUUUUUUCUUUUUUUCUUUUUGUCCCCCCCCCCCCCCUUUUUUUUUUUAACAGUGUGUACAGUUCAUGUCAAUGGGCAUUAAAAGCCUUCUGAAGCGUAGUCUUAUCAAAGGGAUGCAUUGUUAAUAAAAUGUACUUAAACUUCA
Molecule: messenger RNA, 10010 nt
Organism: Strigops habroptila (Kakapo)
Lineage: Eukaryota; Metazoa; Chordata; Aves; Psittaciformes; Psittacidae
Gene: RICTOR
Product: RPTOR independent companion of MTOR complex 2
Exons: 38
Coding region: 115-5256 (1713 amino acids)
Biological process (GO): positive regulation of phosphatidylinositol 3-kinase/protein kinase B signal transduction; TORC2 signaling
Cellular component (GO): TORC2 complex
Molecular function (GO): protein serine/threonine kinase activator activity
Source: RefSeq, a predicted model, not a curated record